AUGAGACUAUCGUGGGCUACGAGUGUCAGCGCUCUGCUGCUAAGUAGUGUUGCUUCCAGUCAUCCGACACAGCGUGACGGAGCCAUUCAUGAAUCCGUCUCUCAACUUCCAUGGGGAUGGAGGCAUGUAGCCCCAGCAGAAGACUUCUUGACCGUGCGGCUGUCUAUCGCCCUGAAGCAGCCCGGGUUGUCUGAGCUCAAGAAGCGUCUCGAUGUCACCAGCGAUCCGUCGCAUACCGAGUAUGGCCAGCACGUCUCUCGGGAUCUCAUAGACACCCUCCGCGAGCCCGGUCUGGAUGCCUACCCGGUUGUCGCGUCGUGGCUCGAGACGUAUGAGAUCCACGACUUCAAGCUGGACGGCGCGUGGGUGCGUCUGAACACCACCGUCGGCAAGGCGAAUCGUCUGCUGGACUGCAAGCUUUCCAAGUACCAGUUCAAGGGCGAGAAGCCUGUUCUCCGUGCCAAGGAGUACACCGUCCCGGCCCGUGUGGCGGAACAUGUCGACUUCGUCUUCCCGGUUACCCAGUUCAUCAGCAAGCCGCCUAGGAGACAGGAUUCCGUGCAGGAGCUGAAGAAGACCAAGCGAGCCAGCAGUUUGCCUCAAAGCUACUGGGACUACACCACGCCGCAAUGCAUCGUAGACCUCUACAACAUCAACUACGCCCCUCCCAACGGCCCGUCCCCCACGGACUUCGGCAUCGCGGGCUUCCUCGACGAGUACCCCAACGUGCCCACCCUGCAAGCCUUCCUCGCGUCGUACAGCCCCCGCCGAAACGCCACCGGCUUCUCGCCCGCGUACAACCUCACCGUCGAGUCCAUCAACGGCGGCAACACCACCACCGAAGGCGGCGGCGUCGAGGCCCUCCUCGACAUCCAGUACAGCAUGCCCUUCAUCCAGCCCAUGAACGUGACGUACUUCUCCACCGGCGGCCGCGGCCCCGAGAUCGGCGACGACGGGAAGGAAAAGACGCCUCAGGAGAGCGGGGACGAACCGUGGGUUGAGUUCCUCGAGGCGCUGCUCGCGCGGGAGACGAUCCCCCAUGUGAUUUCCAUCUCGUACACGGAUGAUGAGCAGGCCAUCCCGCUGCCGUACGCGCGCAAGGUUUGCGACCUGUUCAUGCAAGUCGCCGCCCGCGGCGUGUCCGUCCUGGUCGCCACUGGAGACGGCGGCGCCGCCGGUGUGCGGUCUGGCAACUGCGUGUCCAACGACGGGAAGAACACCACAAAGUUCAUCCCGACGUUCCCCGUCGACUGCCCUUACGUCACCGGCGUCGGCGCCACGGGCAACUAUCUGCCCGCCGAGCCGGCGUGGUACAGCUCCGGCGGGUUCAGCGAGUACUUCGAGCGGCCCGCCUGGCAGGAGUCCGCCGCCAAGGCGUACAUUGACCGCAUCAACGGAUCGCACGCUGGGUGGUACACAGCCGGUGGGCGCGGGAGUCCCGAUCUGUCUGCGGUGGGCUCGCGGUUCUUGAUGCAGCCUGGGUGGACGCAGAAGGGGACCAGCGCGAGCACCCCGGUCGUGGCGGCGAUGGUUGCGCUUGCGAAUGAUAAGCGGAUGAGGGAGGGUAAGGCGCCGUUGGGGUUCCUGAAUCCUCUUCUUUACUCGGACAAGCUCCGCUCUGCGUUUGUCGAUGUGACGAGCGGAUCGAGUGGCAGCUGUCCGAUUGGCGACCAGGUUGAGAGCGGAUGGUUGGCGACUGAGGGGUGGGAUCCGGCGACGGGUCUGGGGACAUUGGACUUUGCCAAGUUUAUUGAGGCACUCGCAUAA
Messenger RNA from Colletotrichum chrysophilum, 1767 nucleotides. RefSeq lists its product as uncharacterized. Gene Ontology annotation, biological process: proteolysis. The transcript is spliced from 2 exons. Gene Ontology annotation, molecular function: tripeptidyl-peptidase activity; serine-type endopeptidase activity. The record is from RefSeq and is a predicted model, not a curated record. NCBI's taxonomy places the organism in Eukaryota, Fungi, Ascomycota, Sordariomycetes, Glomerellales, Glomerellaceae. The coding region runs from base 1 to 1767 and encodes 588 amino acids.